Messenger RNA from Lodderomyces orthopsilosis Co 90-125, 1674 nucleotides. RefSeq lists its product as uncharacterized. Gene Ontology annotation, molecular function: transmembrane transporter activity. Gene Ontology annotation, cellular component: membrane. The transcript has a single exon. Bases 1 to 1674 code for a protein of 557 amino acids. Gene Ontology annotation, biological process: transmembrane transport. The record is from RefSeq and is a predicted model, not a curated record. Lineage: Eukaryota; Fungi; Ascomycota; Pichiomycetes; Serinales; Debaryomycetaceae.
AUGCCACAAGAUAACCAAGAGACAGAGCAUCUAUUAGACGAGAAUUCUCACUAUGACAGUCUCAGCGAUCAACACAAUGAUUCUGACUACGAAGAUGAUGACAUCACUUACAUCAAGCAACAAAUCAAACAAAAUGCUACAAAGCCUUUCUACAAACGACCAAGUGUCUUUGCUGUUAUUUUUUUGAUAGGAUUGCUCACGCUAAGUUCAUCAAGUGCAGAAGGCUCUCGUCAAUCACUAAUCUAUGCCAAAGCGUUGGAGUCUACAAAAAGUGAAAAAAAGGUCCCCUACAUUGUUGCUCGAUUUAAUCAAUAUUUCUUGGUUGGAACUACUGCCACUGCAUUGGUACCAAUUGCCAAGUUCGGUGAAGUUUCCAGUGUGUAUGGUAGGAAGCUUUAUUUUGUGAUGGUUAUAAUCACUAUAACUGUAUCACGAAUGCUUCAAUACUACCUUUUCAGAAACUACACCGGCUUGCAAUUUGGGAAAUUGCUUUUGGCCAAUUAUGUAUCCUGUUUAUUUGGCGGAGUGAACAUCAUAGGAGCAUUGACAGAACUGUACGUUUCAGAUUUCACCCUACCUGAAAGCAGGAUAUUUCAGUUUGGGUUGGCGUCAUCAGCAACAUUUAUUGGUCAACUGAUUGGUCCAUUGAUAGGUACGCUGAUUGGUAAGUGGGCUGAGGGGAAAUUAAAUUCUGGAAUUAGUGAAGCUGACUUCACAAUAUUGAGGUUUGAACUUGUGGUUUUGCUUGUACUACUGGUUUAUGUUGUCACCUUGUUCCCUGAGUCAAGAAAUGAGCUAGCAAGAGAGAGGUCAGAAGAGCAGUUGGUGGAGCAAGAGCUAGAGGAAGAGGGAGAGGAAAGAGAUGACACAUCAGACCUUGACACGAAUGUCAAUCGAAUCGUGUUGUAUCAAAUAUUCAAAAGUUUUGACAUAAUACAACCUAUGAAGAUUUUGACGUAUCCAGGUGGAGUUGCAAAAGUCAAUAAAAAGCAUGGAUUACUUGAAUUACGGUUUGUUGUUGUCUCAUUGGUGCUCAUUUACGCAUUGUAUCAAACUUUGCUAUUUUCAUUGAAUCAAGUGGUUAUUGAGUAUGGGCAAUACCAGUUUCAUUGGAAUUCAGACAACAUUUCCUACUUGUUAUCGACAAUCUCCAUAUCACGAGCUAUCUCACUUGUAUUUAUCUUACCAUUUUUUGAGAAAACAUUGUUGAAGAAGACAUUUGCUUUGAAAUCAAUGAACCGCCUGUUUGAUAUGGUUGAGUACGUUCUUAUGUUAUUAUCAUUUGGAGUUGCCAUUUUUGUGUUUUUGGCAUUCUACUCAGCUAAUAGUAAAGGCUUUUACAUUGCUGCAGGGUGCUUCUCAUUUGACGCUUUGAUUGGACCAGUGUUCGAUUCCACAAUAAUCAAGUUUUUCCCCAAUUCUAGCUCAGGUCAAGUAUAUGGUGCAAUCACGUUGCUCGUAUCAUUAAUGAACUUGGUGUCACCAAUACUAAUCACUUGGAUCUACGAAUUGGCAUUGAAUGUCGGACACGCCAAUCUUGUGUAUUUAUUUUAUGCCUUUUGGAUGGGACUUUUCAUUCUUGUUAUUUACUUGUGUAAACGGGUUUUGCAUUUAAACAGAACGACAACUGACAAAGAGCUUAAAAGGAUUGAUAGUGAUGGCUGCAGUCCAUAA